CGAUCUCCUAGUGUAACAAACACCUCUACAUACUUAUAACCAUGAAAUUCUCUGUUGCUAUCACUCUCCUCGCCAUGGCAUCCCCCGCCGCAGGUUUCGACGGAAUCCGAGCUAGCUCCAAAAGCGGACAAUCGCUGAUGGGAAAGGCUCGUAAGCUCGAGAACGGCAACAACAACUACUAGUAAGUGUAACGGACCGCGAGGCACAGACAAACAUUAUUUUUCAUACACAAUAGAACCUAGUCUAAUGAUUGAGUGCCAUGUUAUUUUUUGAAAAUCUAUCAGCUCGUGGAUCGGUGAUGCCGCUCUGAAAUUCGAUGGUUGCGCUGCCAUCCCCAUGUUCGAGAGAGAAGAGGGCCUCACCAGUAACCUCGUCGCAAAGUUCAAGCUUUGCCCAAAGAACAGCUGUUCGUCGUGCCACAAUGCCGGAGAAUACGUUGUUGAAAUGAGAGAGUUCGUUGAAACUUACCAGAAUGCCUUGAAGGAAUCUCAAGAGUACGAGUGCGAGACCGCCAAGGAAACUUGUGAAUACAAGUGCCAAAACGGUCAGUACAACUACCAAAACUACAAUGCCGAUGGCAAUGGCAACAACUACAACGGUAACUACAACAACCAAAACAACAACAAUAACAACAACAAUAACAACAACAACAACGAAGAUUACUGUUUGAACUCUUGCUUGUUGGAAGAUGGCUUGGACUACUGUAUCGAGGGAGAGGAAGAAGGACAAAUGGAUAUCCAGGAAUUCGCCGAAUGCAGAGCCUUGGAAGUUGAAGGACAAAACAACAACAACAACCAAAACUACUACGCCAACGGCAACUCAUAUGUUCAGUACUACACUGGAGCCUACUGCACCUCGUCUGGUGUUUACGCCGGAAUCUUCACGGACCCGGCCUGCACCAAGCACGCUCCUAAGGGAACGUACGAGAAAAUCAACUAUGGAUACAGUCUUCCUACCACGCCUUUGGUUUCCUCUACUUGCUUGUCCUGCAAAGCAAACCAAUAUGACAACGACAACAACAAUAACAACAACAACAACAACAACAACAACAAUAACUAUAACUACGACAACAACAACAACGGGAUCAAUGAAGUUUGCGAAGACCUUUACGAAGAAGCACUCAAGUGUGAAUCGAACGUCAAGACCACUUACAAGGACACGAGCGGAUGCGAAAUGAUCCACACCAUCCUCCCUCAACUCAACAAGGCAAUGAAGUCCMUCCGUGGCCCCAGCAUGUCUGUCGUUGCCGCUUGGUUCUUUGGUGUUGGUUUCUUUGCCCUUGCUGGAUAUUUAUUCAUGUUGCACAAGAAGGCCGAGGAGCAAAAGAAGGCUUUGGAUGCCAAGUCCGGAUAUGUUGGAGGAAAUCUUUCUUAAACGAACCCCGACAAUGUGGUUGGGUUUUAACUUCUCGGGAAGAGAAGGAAUAUUGCUAUCUUGAUCUUUAAUCGAUGAUGUGUACAAACAAUACAGAACGAUAAUAUAUGUUAAAAAUAUGU
Pseudo-nitzschia multistriata is the source of this 1496-nucleotide messenger RNA. The record is from the annotation of a GenBank genome assembly. Lineage: Eukaryota; Bacillariophyta; Bacillariophyceae; Bacillariales; Bacillariaceae.